Molecule: messenger RNA, 1011 nt
Organism: Pieris macdunnoughi
Lineage: Eukaryota; Metazoa; Arthropoda; Insecta; Lepidoptera; Pieridae
Source: the annotation of a GenBank genome assembly
AUGUCUGGCAGAAGGAAACCACCACCGCCAGGAUUUAAUUUCAAACCUCAGGAACAACAAGUUGAAGUUACACCCCCAAGAAAUCUUGAUAAACAGACAACAAUCACAGUUGAUGAUAAAACAUUUACUGUGCAUGCUGAUGACCUGGUAAAAAUAUGUGACCUUGGUCGAGGGGCAUAUGGUAUUGUGGAGAAGAUGCACCAUAAACCUAGCAAUACUACAAUGGCAGUAAAAAGAAUUUCUGCAUCAUUCAACAGUCAGUCGUUAGAACUAAAACGAUUGUUGAUGGAUCUUGAUGUCUCAAUGAGAGCUAGUGCAUGCCCUUACACAGUCCAUUUCUAUGGUGCCAUGUUCCGUGAGGGUGAUGUUUGGAUUUGCAUGGAAGUUAUGGACAUGAGUCUAGAUAAAUUUUAUACAAAAGUAUACAAAAACAACAGAACAAUAACAGAAAAUAUCCUGGGAAAAAUAGCAUUUUCUGUUGUUAGUGCUUUGCAUUACCUCUAUUUAAAAUUAAGAGUCAUACAUAGAGAUGUAAAGCCAUCAAAUAUUUUAAUCAACCGAAAGGGUGAAGUCAAAAUGUGUGAUUUUGGAAUUUCUGGGUAUUUAGUUGAUUCUGUUGCAAAAACUAUUGACGCUGGUUGCAAACCAUAUAUGGCCCCAGAAAGGAUCGAUCCAAGUGGCAAUCCAGGACAGUAUGACAUCCGAAGUGACGUAUGGUCCCUCGGAAUAUCAAUGAUUGAAUUAGCAACUGGGAAAUUUCCCUAUAACACCUGGGGUACUCCAUUUGAACAGUUAAAGCAAGUGGUUAAAGAUGACCCUCCGAGGCUACCAAGUGGACAAUUUACACCUGAAUUUGAAGAUGUGAUCACAAAAUGCUUACAAAAGGAUUAUAAGAAGAGACCAAACUAUGACGCUCUUUUAACUCAUCCAUUCUGUCUGGAACACAGUCAAAAAGAGACAGACGUGGCUUCCUUUGUUCAAGAAAUACUAGAUUUACCAGAUGACUCUUAG